Messenger RNA from Ahaetulla prasina, 2475 nucleotides. Its product is annotated as sulfate transporter-like. The transcript has 5 exons. The record is from RefSeq and is a predicted model, not a curated record. Gene Ontology annotation, molecular function: oxalate transmembrane transporter activity; bicarbonate transmembrane transporter activity; chloride transmembrane transporter activity. Gene Ontology annotation, biological process: transmembrane transport. NCBI's taxonomy places the organism in Eukaryota, Metazoa, Chordata, Lepidosauria, Squamata, Colubridae. The coding region runs from base 246 to 2393 and encodes 715 amino acids. Gene Ontology annotation, cellular component: membrane.
CCCCCCCCGCCUCCUUUGACGGGUAAGGCAAAGAGUUCGGCGUCCGGCGUCUCGAGGGGAGAAAAAAAGAGAGAGAAAACCGGGUGGAGGUGCUCCGGGAACAGGGACCAGUCGCCGGUGCUUUCACGCGCCUCUGUGCUUCUCCGAGGACGAAGCCGUCAGAAGGAGAAACUCCGGAACAAAAUUCAUCUAAUUAAGAAAAAAAGCCUACAUAGUGAAAAAGAAAAAGACAACGAUCUCCAAGGAUGGCAACAGAAACCAAUCACAUCCAUCCAAUGCUUGAAUUGGCAGAGGAGACUUAUGGCAAAGGGAAUGAUUAUUCCAGGAUCUCUCUAGAAUAUAUAGGAAAAAGUACAGAUAUUAAAGCUUACAUGCUAAAGAAAUUGAAGAAAAAUUGCAGCUGUAGCCCAGCUAAAGCCAAAGAUCUGCUUUUCAGUUUUUUCCCAGUACUGACGUGGCUCCCCAAGUACAAACUGAAGGAGUAUUUCUUGGGUGACCUUAUGUCUGGUAUAAUUGUAGGAAUUUUGCUAGUCCCACAGUCCAUUGCUUAUUCCCUUUUGGCUGGCCAAGAACCUAUCUAUGGUCUAUACACAUCAUUUUUUGCAAGCAUCAUUUAUUUUCUGUUUGGAACUUCCCAUCAUAUCUCGGUUGGCAUUUUUGGUGUACUCUGCUUGAUGGUGGGAGAAGUGGUAGACCGUGAAUUACAGAUUGCUGGGUACAAUUCAAUAUCAGAUGCUUCUAGCAAUUAUCAUUCUGAUAUGAAUGAUCUCAUAAAUGUCACAAUGGUGUCUUGGACUGCCAAUCAGACUUCACAGAAAGUAUGUGAUAGGAGUUGCUAUGCAAUUAUUGUUGGAGCAACUGUGACUUUCAUAGCUGGAAUUUAUCAGGUUGCUAUGGGCUUCUUCCAGGUGGGCUUCAUCUCGGUGUACCUCUCUGAUUCCUUACUCAGCGGAUUUGUUACUGGCGCUUCCUUAACCAUCCUCACCUCACAAGCCAAAUACCUCUUGGGCUUAAACAUUCCACGGAGCAGUGGCAUUGGUUCUCUUUUAAAUACAUGGAUAAACAUAUUCAGAAACUUCCAUAACACCAACAUCUGUGACCUUAUCACCAGCUGCUUGUGUUUUCUUGUUCUUAUUCCAGCAAAAGAGUUAAAUGAGCGGUUCAAAUCAAAACUUAAGGCUCCCUUGCCCACUGAGCUCUUAGUGGUCAUAAUAGCCACACUGGCUUCUCAUUUUGGGAAGCUGAAAGAGAAAUACAAUUCCAGUGUGGCUGGACAUAUACCAACUGGAUUUCUACCACCACAAUCGCCAGAUUGGAGUCUGAUUCCUAGCGUGGCUAUGGAUGCAGUGCCCAUAGCCAUUAUUGGCUUUGCCAUUACUGUAUCUCUUUCAGAGAUGUUUGCCAAGAAACAUGGUUAUACAGUUAAACCCAACCAGGAAAUGUAUGCCAUUGGUUUCUGCAACAUCAUCCCGUCUUUCUUUCAUUGUUUCACAACCAGCGCGGCCCUUGCCAAAACUCUAGUGAAAGAUGCGACAGGCUGCAAGACUCAGAUCUCUGGUGUGGUGACUGGUUUGGUCAUCUUGUUAGUUCUCCUUGUGAUUGCUCCCCUCUUCUAUUCCCUUCAGAAAUGUGUGCUAGCGGUCAUCAUCAUUGUCAACCUCAAAGGAGCCUUGCGAAAAUUUCGUGACCUGCCAAAAAUGUGGCGGUUAAGCAAAAUUGACACACUGAUCUGGUUUGUCACUAUGUUAUGUUCAGCACUGAUAAGCACUGAACUUGGCCUUCUUAUUGGGGUCUGUUUUUCAAUGAUUUGUGUCAUUCUGCGGACACAAAAUCCAGAAGGACAGCUCCUUGGUCUGGUACCAGACUCUGAAAUCUAUGAACCCCUUUCUGCCUAUAGUGGCCUUCAAGUUGAAGCAGGCAUCAGACUUUUUCGCUUUGAAGCACCAAUAUACUACGCAAACAAAGAGAACUUUAAGUCCUUGCUGUACAAGAAGACCGGAGUCAAUCCUUCAUUGGAAUUGGCAGCAAAGAGAAAGCUAGAAAAGCAAAUACCUACUGAAAAAUCAGAUGGAGCCAGUGGAAAACAGGCAGAAACUUCGGUGCAGCUUGUCGCUCAGCAACUCGCAUUCCAUACACUAGUAAUAGACUGCUGUGCAGUGCAGUUCUUGGAUACAGCAGGGAUCCAUACACUGAAGGAAGUUCAAAGGGACUAUGGGGAAAUUGGCAUCCGGGUGCUGCUGGCUCAAUGUAAUCUCUCUGUGAGGGACUCCUUGCAGCGAGGGGAGUAUGUUAAAAAAGGAGAGAAGCAUUGUCUCUUCCACAGUGUGCACCAAGCUGUGGAAUAUGCAUUGUGUACAUAUAAGCAUAAUGGCAGCUGUGUCUCUGAAACCUAAUCUACUUUGGAGUCAUGGAAGGUGGCACUGUCACUCAAAAGUCCGAGAACAGCAAUGACACAUCCAGCUUGCCUUCUUCACA